This is a messenger RNA of Drosophila montana, 589 nucleotides long. RefSeq lists its product as uncharacterized. Lineage: Eukaryota; Metazoa; Arthropoda; Insecta; Diptera; Drosophilidae. Bases 236 to 406 code for a protein of 56 amino acids. The record is from RefSeq and is a predicted model, not a curated record. The transcript is spliced from 2 exons.
CAAUGCGGCCGAGACAGUAGUAGAUAACGUGGCCGUGUAUAACCCACUUUGUGUUUUAAACAAAAACAAAGAACUUCUUAUCUGUGAAUGCUUUGCACGUUAAUUAUAUACACACCCAACCGUAUAUAUGUGGAUACCAAUGCCAAUUGGUCACCGGUUUGAUUUCUCUGAUUUAGUGCUUUAAAAACGUUCAACUGCUUUGGUACUAACGACAUUUGAUUAUCUUUCUAUUAUAAUGGGUGGUUGUUGUAGUUCUAGUAAAUCGGUCGAUUUGCCAGCUGUGCCGCCAGCGCCAGCUAAGCAGCGAGCCACAACCUUAGCGGAAUUCCCAAGUACCCUUUCCAACAAUAAUUCCGGCAUUUCUACAUUGGGAGGAGCCACGAACAGAGCACUCGAAGAGGACUAGCAAUAACAAUGCAACUAAUAAAGACCAUACUACAAGUAAUUUCAAGCAAUAAGUGUUAAAUAUGCACCUAAUUUGAAUUAACAUCAAAUUUUCCUUUUUAAAACAAAAAGUUUAAGUAAUGUAGUUGAUAUUUUGUGAAAUAUGCAGCAAUAAAUUAUAAUUAUAAAUAUAGUGUAUUCAAAA